AUGCCCCGUCUGGGCGAUGGUAACCUGAUCCCUCUCCCUCCUUCAGGUUCGGUAUACGGCGGCGGCGGGUACUAUGAUGACGAGGACGAUGACAAUUACCCAUUUCCCAUCCAAAGAAGACCUCCAGGUGUCCCGAUCCCACGGCCGACGAUCAAUGGUAUCCAGCGAGACGUCCCACUGCCGGGCUUCUGGCCUGAUCCACACACACCCUACAACCUACCGGUCCGAUUCCCUACACCUCCGCCCGGAUCGACCCAUCAUAAGCAGAGCAUGAAGUUCACGCCGUGGAUUUUGAACCUCACGUCCGAGACACACAAGUGCGCCGAUCUCAACCUGUUUCGGCUGCCUAAACCGGAGCCCAGAGAACAACUGCCACCAAGGGGUGGUGACGGUAGUCGCGGCGGGAACGCCACCGCACGACGCGGCAGUCAACAACGUCGACAGCAACAGCCACAGGAUCAGCGAAGGCGGAGGAGAGGCACAGUGGUGCUCCCCAUCACGCCGGGUCCCAGGCGCCGGAUUGAAUUCGACGUCAGCGUGAUGACGCUCUCCAACGUCCUGUACACUCCCGGGGCGCAAUAUUCGGAGCUGAGCUGGAAACUCCUUGCGCAGCAGGGGUUUACGCGACACAUCCUGCACCACGACCACAUGCACGACGUGACGUACCUGUCCCCAGCCCGCCGACCGCCUGCAGGUGGUAUUGAAAUCGGCUGGCGCGGUGUCCGACGCCUUCCCCCUUCCACCUCCAGCUCGUCGAGACCCAGUCCUGCGCGGCGAAGCAAUAGGAGGUACCCAGACCCGCGUGGCCCGGCCCCGAACGACCGCUGCGGCCGUCUGGACAAGGAGUCCAGCGUGGUCCGUCACCGUGCCAUCCCCGGUGUUGACAUCCUGUGGACCGGUUACGACAAGUUCAUGGAUCCGCGCCACCCGCACGUGCACAUGACCGCGGCGGCCAUGGUGGACAUGCGGCUGUUCAGCUGGGGCAUCGAGAUGGGCGUCGUGGGCAAGAGCGCGGAUUUUCGCGGCGUGGUGGAGUGGAUUGGGCCACACGGAUACGGAGAUGGGGAUGGAUCCCCGAACGGCGAUGAGGAUCUGUUUCGCAAGAUUGUGCAGGGCGGGUUACGGGCCGGAGAGGAGUUGGGAGUCGUGCAGCCCAGUCGAGGGUAG
This is a messenger RNA of Cladophialophora bantiana CBS 173.52, 1167 nucleotides long. RefSeq lists its product as uncharacterized. The record is from RefSeq and is a predicted model, not a curated record. Lineage: Eukaryota; Fungi; Ascomycota; Eurotiomycetes; Chaetothyriales; Herpotrichiellaceae. The transcript has a single exon. The coding region runs from base 1 to 1167 and encodes 388 amino acids.